Messenger RNA from Musa acuminata AAA Group (dessert banana), 1117 nucleotides. RefSeq names its product CRIB domain-containing protein RIC10-like. NCBI's taxonomy places the organism in Eukaryota, Viridiplantae, Streptophyta, Magnoliopsida, Zingiberales, Musaceae. The transcript is spliced from 5 exons. Bases 557 to 1021 code for a protein of 154 amino acids. The record is from RefSeq and is a predicted model, not a curated record.
UUGGGUCCGAGAAGCUCGCUGUUGGCCUGCGCUGUUUGGUUACGUUAAUUUGCAGACGUAUGCUGCCCGGCUGUUCCAAAAGGGCCUCUAUAAUACACACUGUAACAUUAAUUCCAUAUGACAGCCUGGUUUCUCGUCCCCCGACUUUAGAAAGAGAGGGGUCCCUCUCUCUCUCCAAAACCACCACAAGUCUCUAACCAAUGCUCAAGCACCAAAAUUCCUUCUUUGAAUCUCCUCCCGUCUCUAAUAAUCUAAUUUUAAAGACCUCCGGUUGUCAAUCUCUCCUUUCUCUCUUCCCUUGUUCGUAUUCCUCUCUCUCUCUCUCUCUCUCUCUCUCUCAAAUGGCAUCUUUGAUGGCUUGAAACAAACUAUAGAUAUCUCCGUUUAUGAUAUUUGCACCCUCCAUCCAAGCAAAAUGAAUCAGGAUGUGCUUUGGAGGAUGCGGGGAAUUUUGCUUUGAGAUGUUCGACGGUGGAUUCGAAGAUUCAGCUUUGCGUUGAGCAAUCGCACCAGCAUCCCCAUAGAGGGUUUGGAAGUUUGAGUUAUACCUUCUCCUAUGGCAGCCAAGGUGAAAGGGUUCUUUAAAGGAUUCAAACACAUGUCGCAAAUCUUUGUUGACAAAGAGCAUGAAAUGGAGAUUGGCUACCCGACGGAUGUGAAACAUGUAGCACAUAUAGGUUGGGACAAUGGCUCUGGGUAUUCCCCUAGCUGGAUGACCGAAUUCAACACAUCCUCUGAUCUGUCACCAGCACGCAAUUAUGGGAAAUCCAGGGAGCCAUCUUGCUCUUCUCAAGAGUGUCAUCAACCGAGAGGACCCCAACUCUCGCUUCGGCCAAUCGAAGAUGGUAGUAGUCAACCUGAGGUUCCUAAAGAUCGCAAGAAAAAGCGGAAAAAAAAUAAAGCUUCUUCUCCUCGAUCAUCUGCCACAAGAUCUUCAAAAGUGUCAUCCAAACUGAGAGCUUCAUAUGCCAAAGCAGUCGGAGAUGAUGCUGAAGCACAAGACCAACGUCGUGGAGUUUAAACUACAUAUAUUUGUAUAUGUCUCUUGUUUUAAUGUGAUAAAAAGAGAAAAAAGAUGUACCUUUGUGGUAAAGAUUUGGCCAUGAAGUACUGUUUA